This is a messenger RNA of Pomacea canaliculata, 2953 nucleotides long. RefSeq names its product cyclin-dependent kinase 9-like. The coding region runs from base 155 to 1261 and encodes 368 amino acids. Lineage: Eukaryota; Metazoa; Mollusca; Gastropoda; Architaenioglossa; Ampullariidae. The record is from RefSeq and is a predicted model, not a curated record. Gene Ontology annotation, molecular function: cyclin-dependent protein serine/threonine kinase activity; ATP binding. Gene Ontology annotation, biological process: protein phosphorylation. Gene Ontology annotation, cellular component: nucleus. The transcript has 6 exons.
UAUAUAGUUUAGCGUACCCAUGUGGCUGCUUUUGUUAUUUUCGUGGCGUUGUUAUUCAGAGCAUAGUUUCCAUUAACAGUACUUAAAAACUACGUAAGAGUGAUGCACACAUAGUAAAGAAAGAAACGUGGCUCAUUACUGAACCACUACUACAAUGAGUAAAUACGAUGACUUGAAGUUUCCCUUCUGUGAAGAAGAAACAAAAUAUGAGAAGCUUACAAAAAUUGGCCAGGGGACAUUCGGUGAGGUGUUCAAGGCUCGGGACAAAAAGACCAAAAAGUUGGUUGCAAUGAAAAAGGUUCUCAUGGAAAAUGAGAAAGAAGGGUUUCCUAUCACUGCAUUACGUGAAAUUAAAAUCCUACAGCUGCUAAAGAAUGAAAAUGUUGUUGAGCUACUUGAAAUCUGUAGAACCAAAGCAUCUCCCUAUAAUCGCUGGAAGAGUACAUUCUACCUUGUAUUUGAGUUCUGUGAGCAUGACCUGGCUGGACUGCUUAGCAAUGUCAACGUCAAGUUCACAUUGGGAGAGAUAAAAAAAGUUAUGAUGCAGCUUCUGAAUGGGCUGUUCUUCAUUCAUAGCAACAAAAUCUUGCAUCGUGACAUGAAGGCUGCAAACAUCCUUAUCACCAAAAGUGGGGUGCUCAAGCUUGCAGACUUCGGUUUGGCUCGUGCCUUCAGCUGCAAAGGUAUGAAAGGGAUGCCCAACAGAUACACAAAUCGUGUUGUGACCUUGUGGUAUCGCCCACCAGAGCUGCUGCUGGGUGAACGUAACUAUGGCCCAGCCAUCGACCAGUGGGGUGCUGGCUGCAUCAUGGCAGAGAUGUGGACCCGCAGUCCCAUCAUGCAGGGCAAUACAGAGCAGCACCAGCUGCAGCUCAUCUCACAGCUGUGUGGCUCCAUUACACCAGAUGUCUGGCCGGGUGUGGAGAAUCUGGAACUGUAUGGGAAAUUGGAGUUGCCAAAAGGACAGAAGCGCAAAGUGAAAGAGCGCCUGAAGCAUUAUAUCAAGGACCAGUAUGCCCUUGACCUUUUAGACAGACUUCUGACUCUUGACCCCACUAAACGCAUUGAUACAGACAGUGCCCUCAACCAUGACUUCUUCUGGAAUGACCCAAUGCCUUGUGAUUUGACUCCAAUGCUUUCGCGGCAUGGCACUUCCAUGUUUGAAUAUCUGGCUCCUCCUCGUCGGCGAGUUCCUCAUCCACAUCAACAACCACCCAAACAGCCACCAAAUCCAGACCAGCACUUUGAACGCAUAUUUUGACCGUAGAUUUUGAGAAGGGCAAGAUGCUCACUGUGUUCAUGGCAGGAAAAAAGGAAAGGUCCAGUUGAUAUUGGGAUUCUCAUGCUUUUUAUUUUUUCUAAAUCAAAAUUUGCAUUUUCCUUCUUAGUAGAAUCUUGUGGUUUCUGUCAUGUGAAAAAGAAAUUGUGCAAGUUCGAAUCUUGGAACAAGUGACUGACAUUCAUACAGUACUUGACAGGGCUAAGAUAUGCGCAUAUAGAAAAAUAAAAAAGAAGGGGGGCAGGACAAACAGCUAAUGCGUGGACAAGCUUGUAAUGAGGAAGUGCAGCCACGGCUAAACAGCAGAAGGAAUUGGCACUGCAUUGGUAUCACAAACUUCUGUGGGUAUGUUUAGAGUUGGAUGCUAUUGGUUUUGGAUCCAGCCAUUUCUUGUGUGGAUUCUCAGUGCAAUGGUUAUGGAUGCCAGAGUGCACAAGGAUUUGCCAAAGUUUGCUUGAACUGUUGGAAACAGAAAUGUGUUGAUCCUACACUGCAUAGUUUUGUUUAGUCCUUGCUGCUUCUUGAGGAGCAUAGGGCCACAGCACUGCAUAGCCAUGUCAAUUUGACUAGCCCAGAUAGAAGCAAACACUCAUUUUAAUGAAAAAAAACUUUCUUUUAUAUGAAAAGGCUGAUAAUUUUGUAUACUUAAGGUAUGUUUCUGACAGAGAGAGAGUGCGUAUACAAACAGAUGGGCAUAUAUGUUUGCAUGCCUAUACACAUACAAUGGCAGUGGUGAGUACUGUUAUUUUUUACUGAAGCUGCAGCUAACAUGAUACUGUGUUGCAUUGCUAUUCCUUCUACUUGUGCACAGAAUGGUGUUGGGCAAAAGCUGAAAUCAUUGCUUUAGAUGCUGAUGUUUGCGUUGCCACUAAUUUAUAAUUUUGUUCCUUUUUUUUAAAAACCUAAAUGCAAGUAAACCAGUUUUUUUUUUAAGUAUUCACAUAUCCUUGACAGUGGCUUUCAUCAGAGCAUAUACUUGCUUAAACUGCUAAAUUGUCUGUGAAAUACACAUUUUGAUACUAUGUGUUCUGUGGGCAUUGUACACACUUCAUAUAAUUUUUUCAAGCAUUCGGGGCUUUAAUGUACAAAUCAAUGUACUUACAUUCAAUAUUAUCCCAUUACAGCAGUUAAGUGUUCAUACAUAAAUUACAUUUUUGUGCCACAUUUAUAAUUUCUGUGCAUUUUUCAUGCUACUAUGUAAGUGACCAAUACAAUGUUUUUCAUCUUUAGUUAUUCCAUAUUAUGAAAUUUUUAUAGUAGAUCACCAAAUUAAGUUCUUUGUGUUGACAACUAUUAAUUUUUUUUCAAUUGUUAUUUGAAGAGAUGUAAAAGUGAUUAAUAUAUUAUUCAACUGAGUAUUCUUUGUUGGGUAUUGGCUGACUAGUCUGCAUUCAAUAUAUUUGCAAGUUUCUUUACUGUGUCAUGAGUUGGCAUGCUUGCAUUCAUGGACAGGUGAUUGAUUGACAAAGUAAAGGUCAGAUUGGAAUGAUCACUGGAGGGAGAAAAAUUAGCAGCUGGAUCAAUCAGAUAUUUUCACCUUGGUCAUCUCAUAAUUUAAAUUGUUUUAGAAAGAAUGUCUGUACUCAAUAUUUUUAUGUAUGUAAUCCAGAGUCAAGAAUAGUCAUGAAGCAUUUUAUGCUUUGUAAGAAUUAAUAAAUGCUUUCAGGAUUUGCA